CUCUCACCGUCAUCUGCAUCUGCUCCCAAGCACAUCUCCUCUGCCCCUUCCGCCAAUGCACAGGUGUGCCUACUGCCUUGACGCGUCGGACCGCCACUGUCACGCGCUGGUAAGCGCCCAUAGAUGCGGUGAUCCAAUUGAGCGUGCGAGCUUCUGGCCAAGGCGGUGAUACUUCCCCCUCGGGCAGGAGGCGCGUGGGUACUUAUCGCUGGGAGGAGGGCGCCUUGCUCUACCCCACUAUGUCUGCGAAGGUCCCCCGCCAGCGCAAAGCGUCGACGCUCGUGAAGGGGCCGAAGGGACCCCAGCGGAAGGCGCUCGCCACCGUGGACACCACCCUCGCGUCGUACAGCCGCACCGAGCCCUUCGAGGCCUUCAACACCCUCCUCAAGCUGAUCGGCGCGCUCCCCUCCCGCGUCGGCGGCGCCCAGUACAAGCUCACGCCCGACGAGCACGCGCUCACCGUCCACCUCCUCGCGAUCGUCGAGCCCUUCCUGAGCACUACGCCCGAGCCGCGGCGCACGAUCACGCGCCAGCCCACGGAGCUCCUCGACACGAUCGUGGGCUACCUCGACGCGCCGGCGGACCUGCGCGCGCUGGCCUUGACGUGCAGGCGCUUCCACGCGAUCGUGGUGCCAAGGCACGCGCAGUAUCGCGUCGUGCGCGCGCCCGCGAGCGCGUUGCGCGUGUGGCACCAUCUGGCGACGCAGAGGGGGCUGGCGGCGAAUGUGCGCGUUGUGGAGGUGCUGGACGAGCGCGUGGGGGCGGGCGCGCUGGUGGUGCCUGCGGCGGCGAAGCUCAUGGCGGAUACGGACUUGGAGAGCACGGACGAUGAGCUGGCGCGGCACGACAAGCAGGGGCGCUUCUUGCUUCGGGCGCUUGCGAAGAUGGUCAACUUGGUGGAGUUCAUUUGGUCGAGCAAUCAUUCGCCGACUGGUGUCGAUGAUGUUUGGCCGACCCUGUUAAAGCAUUGCCUGAAUCUACGCGAGGUACGCGUCCAAGAUAAUCUGGUCUUUGUCCCCGCGGAUGAAGAGAGUGAGGAAGCGCCUGCAGAAGAAGCGCGUCAACGCAUGCUUUUGAUGAACGUGAAGAAGGUGGCCAUUGAGUCCACGAAGUAUACGUUUGGCGCCCAUCGUACUCCUGCGCUUUCUCGUGCUCGCGGCUUACUCGACCACUGUCCCAACCUGGAAUCACUUGCUGUAUCGUAUACCCGACCCCGAGCGUCGACAACAAACGGCCCGAACGCCCUGCCGGACGCCGAUGACUUUCUUCUAUAUAGUCGCUGGCCGCAGCUAGCUGAACUCAGCCUCGCUCGUCUGCAUUCCUCCAGCUUCGAUGCCUUCUCAUCGUUCCUCACUUAUCACAACAAGCUGUCAACGCUCCGUUUGGAUGGCCUCAGCGGUGCUGCUGUCACCACUCUCGACCUGCCUGCGGGUGCUCUACCUUGUCUUCGGGAACUGCAAGCGCCGAAUGAGGUCGCCAUUGCCGUGCUUGCAUCCGGUACCCUGGAUGGCCGACCGCACACUCUGGAGACGCUCAAGGGUAUCCGCGUCGACGCUAGCAGCAAGGGCGCAGCUGCCCUCUGCCAGGCAUUGCGCGAAUACGGUUUGGGCGUUAGGCAUAUCGAACUCGCUGGCUAUGGUGACGUAGACGACAUCCGCCGGCUCGCCAAAUGUGCACCCGGUGUAGUCUGGCUCGACGUCGGACGGCGACUUGCGCGGGGACGCGUCGCUCCGGCUCCCGCCACUCCUCACAAGGGCGAGGCCGCACCUCCCGUCGCCAACACGACAGAGUGGGCAUCUGCCCUCGCCGCCAUGCCAGACCUCGUCCGCCUCCACGGCGUCCGCUUCUUCUACGAAGUGUCGCAGGGCGCCGCAGCGGCCAACUCAGCCGCGGCCAUCGCCUCGGGCGCGCGCAACUUCAACCCUGCGACGAUGAACGCGAGCAUCUCGAUGACGGACCGCAGUCGGCUGCGCAAGAACGACGAGGUGGCGGGGAUGCUAGCGUGGAAGUGCCCGAAGCUGAGGCGGUUGGAUCAUUGGGAGGAGGGCGGUGGUCGGGCGAUCAUCCUGGCCCGCGAUGGGGAGCGGGUGCGCUGGGAAGUGCGCAGGGUACCCAAGUGAGAAAUUGUGAAUAUUGGUAUGUAAGUAUCACAAGAUACAAUGGCUUUUGCGCAAUUUGCGACGCUCAGCCUCCUUGGUUCGCACCGUCGCAAGCGACUCCACGCAUCACCU
This is a messenger RNA of Schizophyllum commune H4-8, 2231 nucleotides long. RefSeq lists its product as uncharacterized. Lineage: Eukaryota; Fungi; Basidiomycota; Agaricomycetes; Agaricales; Schizophyllaceae. Bases 240 to 2120 code for a protein of 626 amino acids. The transcript has 2 exons. Gene Ontology annotation, molecular function: protein binding. The record is from RefSeq and is a predicted model, not a curated record.